UCGGUACACUUGUACAUGGUAUAUGGUGUAAGGAUCAGGUUCGGUAUACAUCAUUGAUGUGGGGCAUGCGCACUAUUUCGUGCAUUGCAGGCUGCAAUGCUGUUGGCAGUGGACUGAUAACGCACGAGAUAAGAUUUUACGGCGAUGUUGAGAGUGACGAUAACAUUUUUAGUCUUUACGUUUACUAUUUAGUAUAUUAUAUUAAUUCAAUACUAUUUAUUGUUUUUCGAGUACCCAUCAAAGGCCACCUUUAAUGCGUAUUUUCUGAACACGAAAUAGUCGUUCUUUCUACUCCAUUGCUGUAGUGUAUUUUUUUCUCCACAUAGUUGAGAUUUCAACUUAGUAUAUUAAGCAUUAUGGCAGUGCGUAGUACUGGGCCUCUUUUGGCGAGAUUGCGUGACCUGAUGAAGUUAAAAUAUUUAGGUGAACCUAUUCAAGGUUAUAUUGUUUUAUCAGAAGAUGCUCAUCAAAAUGAGUAUAUUUCCGCAUGUGAUGGACGGCGAGCUUUUAUUACUGGUUUUACAGGUUCUGCUGGUGUUGCUCUUAUUACGCAAAAUGAGGCCUUAUUGUGGACUGAUGGUCGUUACUUUGUCCAAGCCCAACAACAGUUAGAUGAUAAUUGGACUUUAAUGAAAAUGGGAUUACCAGAUACACCUACAUUAGCUGAAUGGCUUACAAAAAAUAUGAAAGCUGGUUCUAGAAUUGCUGUUGAUGCAAAUCUAAUAACAUAUAGUGAAUGGCGUAGAAUCAAUAAAGAAAUAAAAUAUAAAGGCAUUAAUUUGGUUCCAUUAGAUACCAACCUCAUAGAUCGUAUGUGGUCUGACCGUCCAUCUAUCCCAUCAAAUCCAGUUAAACCGUUAAACAUUACAUUUACUGGUAAAAAGUGUGGUGAAAAAGUUGAAGAAGUUAGACAGAAAAUGACUGAAAAAAAUGCUACUAUUUUGUUAGUAACUGCUCUUGAUGAAAUUGCAUGGUUACUAAACUUGAGAGGAUCUGACAUUACGUAUAAUCCAGUAUUUUAUUCAUAUGUCAUUGUCACACACACAGAUGUCCAUUUAUUUGUUGAUGAUAAAAAGCUAGAUUCAACUGUACCAGAACAUUUUAAAAGUGAAAACUUGUCAGUCAUUAUACAACCUUAUGAUAAACUACAUACAUUUUUCAAUGAUAUUCUGGCAUCAGACAAUAGUAAGACUGGAAAAGUUUGGGUGUCAGACCGAUCUAGUUAUAACUUGGUUAACAUUGUACCUAAAUCAAAUCGCAUAUCUAAACCUACUCCAAUUCCACUCAUGAAAGCUAUUAAAAACUCAGUUGAAAUUAAUGGUCUUAAAAAUGCCCAUAUCAAAGAUGGUGCUGCAUUGUGUUCAUAUUUUGCUUGGUUAGAAGAAAACAUAUCACUUGGAAAUUUAACCGAAAUAUCAGGUGCUGAAAAGUUAUUAUCAUUUAGAAGCUUGCAAGAAGAUUUUGUGGGUCCAAGUUUUGAAACAAUUUCUUCAUCUGGUCCAAAUGGUGGAAUAAUUCAUUAUUCACCAACUCCAGAAACUGAUAGAAAAUUAAGUGUAGAUGAAAUGUAUUUGUGUGAUUCUGGCGGUCAAUUUUUGGAUGGAACUACUGAUGUAACUCGUACACUGCAUUUUGGAACACCUACUGAAUAUCAAAAAGAAUGUUUCACCAGAGUUUUUAAAGGCCAAGCAAAUUUAGCCAUGAGCAAAUUUCCUCACAAAAUCCUUGGAAAUUGUCUGGAUUCAUAUGCACGAAGAUUUUUAUGGGAUGUUGGUUUAGAUUACAUGCAUGGUACAGGUCACGGUAUUGGUGCUUACUUAAAUGUACAUGAAGGACCUAUGGGAAUAUCUUGGAGAGAAAUACCGAAUGAUCCUGGAUUACAAGCUGGAAUGUUUUUAUCAAAUGAACCAGGAUAUUACGAAGAAGAUUUUGGUAUUCGUAUUGAAGACAUUGUCUUAGUUAAAGAUUCUACAACUGACUAUAAAAUGCCACAGAAGCCAUUUUUACAAUUUGAAACUGUAACUUUGUGCCCUAUACAAACUAAAAUGUUGAUGAUAGAUUUGCUCACUGAUAAAGAAAUUGACUAUUUAAAUGAAUACCAUCACAGGUGUUUGGAAGUACUGACACCGUUAUUAGAAAAAUUAAAUGAUCAGAGAGCAUUAACAUGGCUUAAAAAGGAAACACAACCAAUUAAGCGAUAAAUGAUGUUUAUAAUUACACAUUAUUUAAUCAAUUUUCAGUUGAAUGUUUUUUUUUUUUUUUUAAUUGACAAAAAUCCUUAAAAUAAAAAUUAACAUUGUCAUUUUAUAUAUAUUUAGUAAUACUUUUCAGCCAUGUAUAAUUAUAAUUUAUAAUAUAUUUAUUCACCAAUC
Messenger RNA from Aphis gossypii (cotton aphid), 2372 nucleotides. Its product is annotated as xaa-Pro aminopeptidase ApepP-like. The transcript has 13 exons. The record is from RefSeq and is a predicted model, not a curated record. Bases 357 to 2201 code for a protein of 614 amino acids. Lineage: Eukaryota; Metazoa; Arthropoda; Insecta; Hemiptera; Aphididae. Gene Ontology annotation, molecular function: metalloaminopeptidase activity.